CCGAGCGGGCACAGGGCACAGCCACCGCCGCCGCCAUGGGGAGCCUCAGCUGCUGCCUCCUGCUCGCCAUGGCCCUGCUCACCCCCUGUGCGGCUGCCGCCAGGAAGUGUGACCUGCAGGGCCUGUGGAGGAAUGAGCUGGGCUCCAACAUGACCCUCUCAGCCCUGGAUGCAUCCGGGACCUUCUCGGGCUCCUACCACACCGCUGUGGCAGCCACCAACAAGCAGAUCCUGGUGUCACCCCUGCAAGGGGCCCAGCAGCACUCCAGUGACAAGGGGCAGCCCACCUUUGGCUUCACCGUGCAGUGGCAGUUCGCAGACUCCAUGACUGCUUUUGUGGGCCAGUGCUUUGUGGACCGCCGUGGGAAGGAGACACUGGAGACCACGUGGCUCCUGCGGGAAGAGGUCCCAUCCCGCAGGGAUGUCUGGAAAGCCACCAGGGUUGGCACCUCCAUCUUCACGCGCAUCAAGUGAUGGGGUGGGGCGAGGACUGGAGCUUCCUGCACCCUGCUGUCCCACCUGCAUGCCUGAGGAUCUCCGCUGCCUUGUAUCCAGGCUGGGCUCCCACCUGCUCCCAGCAUCCUGGCCAGGAAGCACACCCUUGCCCUGUCCUACUUCCUCCCAGUGCCCCCCAGCAGCCUGCUGGUGGGGAACCUUCCCAAAACUUCUUGCCCCUGCACAUGGAGCUGAAUAAACCUUUAUCUGCCUGUCA
Messenger RNA from Chroicocephalus ridibundus (black-headed gull), 711 nucleotides. RefSeq names its product avidin-like. Lineage: Eukaryota; Metazoa; Chordata; Aves; Charadriiformes; Laridae. The record is from RefSeq and is a predicted model, not a curated record. The coding region runs from base 36 to 473 and encodes 145 amino acids. The transcript is spliced from 4 exons. Gene Ontology annotation, molecular function: biotin binding.